AUGUCACUCACGUCUCUCUAUAUUCUCUUUCCUCUAAUCUUGACCAUUGGAUUCGGAAGUUCCUCGGAGGAGCAUGACGCCUUGCCGCUAAACUAUCUUCAAGUGCGCCCGGGGUCAUCAUCGUUUAAAAUUGCUCUCUUCGCUGACUUGCACUUCGGAGAGAGCGCAUGGAGCGAUUGGGGUCCUCUCCAAGAUGUGAACUCUAUCAAAGUCAUGUCCGUUGUACUGGAUCAAGAAACCCCAGAUUUUGUGGUAUAUCUUGGAGAUGUGAUCACUGCCAACAAUAUUGCAAUUGGUAAUGCAAGCUUGUAUUGGGAAGAGGCCAUAUCUCCAACAAGGGCAAGAGGCAUACCAUGGGCUAGUGUGUUUGGGAACCACGAUGAUGCACCAUUUGAGUGGCCACUGGAGUGGUUUUCUGCCACUGGGAUUCCUCACACUCGUUGCACUCUGCCCAAUUCAUCAGUUUCUGGGGAAGAAGAGUGCAGUUUCAGAGGUACACGCCGUAUAGAGCUAAUGGAAAAUGAGAUUAAGCAAAACAAUCUGUCAUACUCGAUAAAUGGUCCUAAAGAUCUUUGGCCAAGCAUAUCCAACUUUGUUCUUCAAGUUUCAUCAUCCCAAGAUCCAGACUCAGCUGUGGCACUCCUCUACUUCCUUGAUUCUGGUGGUGGGUCCUACCCAGAAGUCAUAUCCAGCUCUCAAGCUGAAUGGUUCAACCGCAAAUCCCAGGAGCUGAAUCCCAGUUCUAGUGUACCUGAGAUGAUCUUUUGGCAUAUACCAAGUAAAGCCUACAAGAAGGUAGCUCCGAAGCUUGGAAUACACAAGCCUUGUGUAGGCUCAAUUAACAAGGAGGAUGUUGCCACUCAAGAAGCUGAGAUGGGUAUCAUGAAACUUCUUGUGAAAAGGCCUUCUGUUAAAGCUGUGUUUGUAGGCCACAAUCAUGGAUUGGACUGGUGCUGCCCCUACGAGAAGCUAUGGCUAUGCUUUGCUAGACACACAGGUUAUGGUGGCUAUGGAAACUGGGCAAGAGGAGCUAGAAUUUUAGAGAUCACUCAGCAACCCUUUUCUCUCAAGUCAUGGAUAAGGAUGGAAGAUGGCCAAUUACACAGUGAAGUUGUCCUGAGUUCUUGA
This is a messenger RNA of Vitis vinifera (wine grape), 1128 nucleotides long. RefSeq names its product probable inactive purple acid phosphatase 16. Gene Ontology annotation, molecular function: hydrolase activity, acting on ester bonds. NCBI's taxonomy places the organism in Eukaryota, Viridiplantae, Streptophyta, Magnoliopsida, Vitales, Vitaceae. The record is from RefSeq and is a predicted model, not a curated record. Gene Ontology annotation, cellular component: cytoplasm. The transcript has 5 exons. The coding region runs from base 1 to 1128 and encodes 375 amino acids.